UGCAUGCAAAAAAGGGUUGUGCAUGCGAAAAAGCGUCGAAAAGCACUGAUUGCCCAUUUUAAUUAAUACUGUCUGUCCGAACUUUUUGCUACUAAUUAUAACAGCAACAGAAGGACUUUUCUCAAUUAAUGACUAGGGCACGCGGGGAAACCCGUACAAAAUAAUCACCAGAAAGACUAGGACCACUUCAAGAAACAACUUUUUCACCAUAGCCACUAUUAAUGACUGGAAUUCACAAACUAUUAUAUCAAGCAACAGUGUUAACACAUUUGAUGAAAAAUUGGAUAUUUUUUGGGCAUCUGAAAUGUAACACAGCGUCUAUUGACUGAGGUUAUGGAAGUCCAAGAAAGAACUGAUCGUCAGAGGCCGAAAUAAAGCCUACAGCUCAGAAAGUACCUGUGAACUGCUAAUGUGUCUUUAUUGGCUUGUGUCACUUAGCAAUUAUGUAGACUCACAAUUGGCGUGCUUCACUUGAGAAAAUUUGCAGAUAGCGGCAUGAAAAUCAAAGAGGAGCCAGGUUCGCCUAUCGAAGAUCGGAAACACCGUAAACAUCGGUAUCAGCAUGAGAAAAUUAAAGAUGAUCCAGAUAUACCUCAGAAGAAACGAAAGCAUAGCAGAACAAGAGAAAAUUCUAACGAUUCAGAGAAGCGAACCCAAACACAUGAAAAGUAUAUCCGUAAGCGUCACAGGUAUUCAAGAUCUCACUCCAAUUCACCCAGUCGGAAAAGUUCACAUAGGAAAGUGAAACGCGAAAGAUCGUUAUCGGAUGGUGAGAUUGCUGAACCCGUUGCCAGUCGGUGGGGAACUGCAUCAGUCGACGAGCCUAUAUAUCGUAACGAUACUGAGUUUUCACAUGAUCGACAAAAUAAUAACAAUAAACCAGAGAAACCGAAAGAAAAGCCUAAUUUGGGUCUAUCUGGAGCAUUGGCAAAGGAGACUAAUAUGUUUAGAGGUGUUUUAAUUAAUUACAGUGAGCCUCCUGAAGCGAAGCCUCCAAAGAAAAGAUGGAGAUUUUACCCUUUUAAAGGAACAGAAGAGUUUAAACCCCUCUACCUGCACAGACAAAGUGCCUACCUGAUUGGCCGAGACCGACACAUUUGCGACUUGCCUCUGCUUCAUCCAUCAAUAUCGAAACAACAUGCAGUACUCCAGUACAGAUCAGUGCCCUACACGAAACCAGACGGAUCCCAGAGUAGAGCUAUCAGACCAUAUAUCAUAGAUCUAAAUUCGCCAAAUGGCACGUUUUUGAAUGGAGUUCAAAUUGAACCUCAAAGGUACUUCGAGCUGAAAGAAAAAGACGUUGUCAAGUUUGCUUUUAGCAGCAGGGAUUACGUUCUACUCCACGAAAAGUCCAAAGACGACGAAGAUGACGAAUAAUUAGACAUUUUUGUACCAAUAUAGACAAGAGAAAAUUGCAAACUGGACUUUAAACAAUGUCUUGUAGCUGAAUUAGUUGAAAACUGAAUACAUUUUUUGAAUUUUU
Symsagittifera roscoffensis is the source of this 1483-nucleotide messenger RNA. RefSeq names its product smad nuclear interacting protein 1-like. Gene Ontology annotation, cellular component: nucleus. Gene Ontology annotation, biological process: miRNA processing. Lineage: Eukaryota; Metazoa; Xenacoelomorpha; Acoela; Convolutidae. The transcript has 4 exons. The coding region runs from base 496 to 1377 and encodes 293 amino acids. Gene Ontology annotation, molecular function: protein binding; mRNA binding. The record is from RefSeq and is a predicted model, not a curated record.